Messenger RNA from Helianthus annuus (common sunflower), 762 nucleotides. Its product is annotated as histone H3-like centromeric protein HTR12. Lineage: Eukaryota; Viridiplantae; Streptophyta; Magnoliopsida; Asterales; Asteraceae. Gene Ontology annotation, molecular function: protein heterodimerization activity; DNA binding; structural constituent of chromatin. The transcript is spliced from 7 exons. The record is from RefSeq and is a predicted model, not a curated record. Gene Ontology annotation, cellular component: nucleosome. The coding region runs from base 105 to 545 and encodes 146 amino acids.
CCCGUAUCCGAAAUAAUAUCAAACUGAGCGGGGAAACACACACAAGUUAGUUUUCAAAAUUAGGGCUUUUAGUUCCACCAUAACUGCUUCAAAUCAACGCAACAAUGGCGAGAAAAAAACAGCCUGCUAAACGAAGUUGGGGCACUCGAAGAGACUCUAGAGCAUCUGCUUCAACGAGUACGCCGAGGAAAACUCCGAGAAAGGAACCAGAGAGUUCAGGAGGUGGAGGGAAUAAGAAGCCGCAUCGGUUUAAGCCGGGGACGCAGGCGCUUCGUGAGAUUAGGAAGUUGCAGAAGGGUGUUGAUCUUCUUAUUCCGGCUGCUCCGUUUAUUCGAACUGUAAGAGAGAUAAGCAACUACAUGUCCCCUGAAAUUACCCGCUGGCAAGCUGAAGCUCUACAAGCCCUUCAAGAGGCAGCAGAAGAUUACAUAAUCCAGUUGUUUGAAGAUUCAAUGCUAUGUGCAAUUCAUGCUAAACGUGUUACCCUCAUGAAAAAGGAUUGGGAAUUGGCAAGACGGCUUGGGAAGAAAGGGCAGCCAUGGUAGUUAGAUGAGGCAGAGAAUUGUUGUACGCUGUAACAACUAACGAGACACAUCUAGAGUGGUUUAGCGUGUUUAUCAUAGGCAUAUCUUUAUGAUGAGAAUAGGUUAUUGAGUGCAAAUUUAUAGCUGUAGAAAACAGGUACAUUGGUGGCAUAUUGAAUGCAAAGUUGGAAUGUCAAUUGUUUUGUAGAUGUCUCCCAAUUAUUUUAGGGAUUUAUUA